CACUCGUCCGCGGUGACGGACUACUCUCAUUUGUUCCCUGCCCACUACCCAGCAUGCCAGUCGGUGCGCACUGAUCCACUGAUACUGUCGGUAAUAUGGCGGCCGUCAGUAAGUACCUGACAGCUAAAAACUCUUCGAUAGCUGGCGGAGUCCUACUCGUUUUAUACAUCCUGAAGCAAAGAAGAAGAAGAGGAGGCAAGUCAAGCGGUAAAAAAGGACGCUCAGAACUGGUGUUGAGCAAUGAAGACAAAGCAGCCAAGAAAGACCGUGCUGCGGUGGACUAUGUCUUCUUCCUCAGAAUCAGUAAGAUCAUCCGGAUCAUGGUGCCUCGAUGGUUCUGCAAAGAGACAGGAUACCUCGUCCUCAUAGCUGCCAUGUUGGUGGCCAGGACAUAUUGUGAUGUCUGGAUGAUCCAGAAUGGAACCAUGAUUGAAAGCGCAAUCAUCGGUCGUUCCAACACUGAUUUCAAGAACUACUUGUUCAACUUUUGCAAAGUCAUGCCACUUAUUGCAUUGGUGAAUAACUUCUUGAAGCUGGGUCUGAAUGAGCUGAAGCUGAGGUUCAGAGUGAGGCUAACCAAACACCUCUACGACGAGUACCUCAAAGGAUACACGUACUACAAAAUGGGCAACCUGGAUAACCGUAUCGCUAACGCUGACCAGCUGCUGACUCAGGACGUAGAGAGGUUCUGUAACAGCGUGGUGGACCUCUACUCCAACCUCAGCAAGCCUCUCUUGGACAUUGGACUGUACAUCUUCAAGCUGACGUCUGCCAUCGGUGCCCAGGGCCCAGCGAGUAUGAUGACCUACCUGCUGGUCUCAGGCCUGUUCCUGACCAGACUACGACGGCCCAUCGGUAAGAUGACGGUGACAGAGCAGCGCUACGAGGGAGAGUACCGAUAUGUCAACUCGCGACUCAUCACCAACAGUGAGGAGAUUGCCUUCUACAACGGGAACAUGAGAGAGAAACAGACGAUUCACUCAACAUUUAAGAAACUGGUCGACCAUUUGCACAAGUUUAUCUUCUUCCGCUUCUCCAUGGGCUUCGUGGACAGCCUGAUCGCAAAGUACAUAGCCACUGUGGUGGGCUACCUGGUGGUGAGUCGGCCCUUCCUCAACCUCGCCGACCCCCGCCACAUGAACAGCAGCCAACCUGAGUUGCUCGAGGACUAUUACCAGAGUGGCAGGAUGCUACUGAGGAUGUCCCAGGCUCUGGGAAGGAUCGUACUGGCUGGUAGAGAGAUGACCAGGCUCUCUGGGUUCACCAUGCGUAUCACUGAGCUCAUGAAGGUCCUGAAGGAACUGAACUCUGGGAAGUACGAACGCACCAUGGUCUCUCAUCAGGACAAGGAAUCAGAAGCUGUAGAAAGAGUCCCUCUUGUCCCGGGCAGCGGACAGAUCAUCAACGUUGACCACGUCAUCAAGUUUGAACACACACCAUUGUCAACACCCAAUGGAGAUAUCCUGAUCAAGGACCUGACCUUUGAAGUGAGGUCUGGUACCAACGUGUUAGUGUGUGGGCCCAAUGGCUGUGGCAAGAGUUCACUCUUCAGAGUCCUGGGAGAGCUCUGGCCUCUGUUCGGAGGACGGCUGACCAAGCCUGAGAGAGGGAAGCUCUUCUAUGUUCCUCAGAGACCGUAUAUGACCCUUGGCACCCUGAGGGAUCAGGUGAUUUACCCUGACACCUAUGAGGAACAGAAGAGAAAAGGAAUCUCUGACCAGGUGUUAAAGGAGUACCUGGACAAUGUCCAGCUGGGUCACAUCCUGGACAGGGAGGGGACCUGGGACACCGUACAGGACUGGAUGGACGUCCUCAGUGGAGGAGAGAAGCAAAGGAUGGCGAUGGCUCGGUUGUUCUACCACAAGCCCCAGUUUGCAAUCCUGGAUGAGUGCACCAGUGCUGUGAGCGUUGAUGUGGAGGACUUCAUCUACAGCCACUGCAGAACGGUUGGCAUCAGUCUGUUCACCGUCUCUCACAGGAAGUCUUUGUGGAAACAUCACGAGUACUACCUUCACAUGGACGGGAGAGGGAACUACGACUUCAAACCCAUCACUGAGGAGACCAUUGAGUUUGGCUCCUAGACAAACAACACAACCACACACACCAUAAUUUGCCCUAGAAAAAGUUGCUCACUAAUUCUGCACUUAAAACCAAGUUUUUGAAGUAACCCUGUUUUUUUUGUUUUCUUUUUGACAAAUCCGUAUUUAAAAGCAUCUUGUUAGUCACGUGAUUGUAUAUAACUUGUCAUUUAUGGUCCAAAUUGGUCCAAACUCAUGCAGAUUACGGAAUGGGCUAAUCCCAAUCCAGAUGAAUUAUGUUUGUGUUAUACAACUGUGAACUGAAUCAUGCUUCAUAAUGAUUAAGAUGAGUUAGCCCCUACAGAGGACUCUAAUCUGAUGAAUUAACACAGGGAGUUGGAGACCCAGGUGAUGGUUUAGUGGUCUUUUAAACAAGUCACUGAGGGCAGGUAACAGUAUAAACUGCUAUCUUGUCUUUUGUUUUUUUAAGGUAUAUGUAUAAUAUGCAAAUGAAGCUGCUUGUUUCCUCUGCUGGGGUGAAAUCCUUCCAUGUGCUUUCCUAGCCUGGUCCCUGAUGUUUGUACUGUCUGUGACCAGGCUAGUCCUAUGCCUUUUCGUAUAGUGGUCCCUGAUCUUUGUACUGUCUGGGACCAGGCUAGUCCAUCUAGGCCUUUCCUAGCCUGGUCCCUGAUGUUUGUACUUUCCGGGACCCGGCUAGUCCAUCUAGGCCUUUCCUAGCCUGGUCCCUGAUGUUUGUACUAUCUGGGACCAGGCUCGUCCUAUGCCUUUUCGUAUAGUGGUCCCUGAUAUGUUGGUACUGUCUGGGACCAGGCUAGUACUAUGCCUUUCGUAGCCUGGUCCCAUGAUUUGAUUGUACUGUCUAGGACCAGGCUAGUCCUCCUAGGCCUUGGGUUAUGAAGCCUGACCUACUGUAGAGUAAAGAGGAAGUGUUGCCUGAAGCUGGAGAAUCCCUGUCCCCAGGUGCUUCCUCUGUGGCUUUUUCUCAGUUUUUUUUAUUUUCAGCGUGUUCUCACCUCCCUCUGAAAACGCAGUGAAAGAGAAGGUCUGAGGAGAGGAGCCUUGGGUUUUCUCCAAUGUACUUUGAGAAAGAGAUGAGGAAAGGGCUGAUGAGAGGAGCCCGGUGUGUGUUCGAGGAAGGGACCGAGCAAGGCUCUGAAUCACUCACAUUUACAAAUCAUCGAUCACAAAUAAGUUUCUGCACAGCACUCGGUUGAAUCCCCUGGACCAGGUUUUCUGUCUCCUGUCUUAAGCAUUUACGUACAUAAUCAGUCAUUCUCUCCAGCUGCUUGUAGCAGUAUGUGGACUUGGGACUAGAUGACAAAUCGACUGAUCUAUGAGAAUUAUGUGACUUGUUGUUCUUCCUUGGAUCAGAGUGGUGCUGUUGAUCUGCAGACACCCAGAAGGCUUCCUCCCCGACCACAACAGUAACUACUACUAUAAUAUACUGACUGUAGCAAUGGUGUUUGUCUUUUUUUGUUGUUUUGUGAACUGUAAAGAAACAGGCUCUGUAGAACUCCUGGUUAUAUGAGAGAGAGACUGUAAUAUAGUGAUUUGACUCUUAAAAAAAAGUGCAUGCACCUGCAAUAAACUGUAUCAACAAUGCAUUUUCAUUAAAACAGAGACUGGACUGGA
This is a messenger RNA of Oncorhynchus mykiss (rainbow trout), 3671 nucleotides long. Its product is annotated as ATP-binding cassette sub-family D member 3. Gene Ontology annotation, cellular component: peroxisome; peroxisomal membrane. Gene Ontology annotation, molecular function: ATP binding; long-chain fatty acid transmembrane transporter activity; ATP hydrolysis activity. Lineage: Eukaryota; Metazoa; Chordata; Actinopteri; Salmoniformes; Salmonidae. The record is from RefSeq and is a predicted model, not a curated record. Gene Ontology annotation, biological process: peroxisome organization; very long-chain fatty acid catabolic process; long-chain fatty acid import into peroxisome.